Molecule: messenger RNA, 1129 nt
Organism: Rhizopus microsporus ATCC 52813
Lineage: Eukaryota; Fungi; Mucoromycota; Mucoromycetes; Mucorales; Rhizopodaceae
Exons: 5
Coding region: 109-984 (291 amino acids)
Biological process (GO): positive regulation of protein phosphorylation; cell population proliferation; DNA damage response
Cellular component (GO): nucleus
Source: RefSeq, a predicted model, not a curated record
CCUUCUAGAGGUAAGAAGAAACGAGUGAGAAAAACUCGUUUUAAUACCUAUUAGGAUAAGCAUCUUGUUCAAAGCAUCCUUACUGUGCUUCAGUGCACAGAUGCUUAUAUGGAUCAGCGCGUGAUGAAAUCAGAACUAGACUUACUACAAGCAUCAUUUCCUUAUCUAACCUGUAAGCUUCAGGUAAUCCAGCUAGUGAUCGAUGUGAUGAACAGAGACGAGAUGGAUGUCAAAGGCAUGUCUCUUGUACUAGACACCUUUGAUGUCUUCUUGAACGACGAAAACAUAUCCGGAAUUGAAUCGUCAUCCCUGGAUGCGUUGGUAAGUGCAUUGCAACUCAAGUUUCUGGAUACAGAAUGGGAUGUUCGCGAUGCAGCAAUUCAAUUUGUUGGACAGUUAUUCAAAGAGCCUAUCAGUGAAGCCAAAGUUUCGUUUGCUUUAAAAUACGAUCUGCCUUUGAAUGUACUAGACCGCAUCAGUGACACAGAGCCAUUUGUGCGAGCGUCUGCUGUGGAUGUUGUACAGAAUAUGAUGAGGAGUAGACAGGGAUGGGACUAUAUGCAACAACAUCAGGAAAGCCGAGAGUUCUUAGCUAGCCGAUUGCCCAGUUUAUUAUAUGAUACCGAAGCAUUCGUAAGAAGAGCGACAUUAGAUGCCAUAGGUUGCUUGAUUGAAAAGAGAUCAUGUCAAGGAAUGCACAUGGACAUAGAAAGCAAGUCUCAGUCACUCAAUCCAGAUAUCAUUAAAAGACUUGUCGAUGACCAAGACCCGGAUGUGAGAGUGAGAGGAUGCAGAUUGAUCGAACAUCUUUGGCAUCUUUAUGUGCAUGAAAAGCACGAGCAAAAGAAAAGGACGAAUUAUGUACCCCAGAGUGUGUUCUUUGAGCACAUUCAGGCGGGGGAACUACUCACGCUAGCUGUGAGUAACACAAGUAGAUGUCCAUCUAAUCUCCACUCACCCAUUUAUUUUUGUACGCCAUUGUAGGCUAAUGAUACACAUAGACUAAUUAGAAUCGAGUCUAUCAGGAUCAUCGAGGGUAUACUGAAGGAGCCAUUACGAGAUAAAAGCGGCAAACGCGAAUUAGAAGCUGAGGAUGAGUUUGAGUCCAAGUUUUUGGAUAUGCUGAGCU